Acanthosepion pharaonis is the source of this 2472-nucleotide messenger RNA. The record is from the annotation of a GenBank genome assembly. Lineage: Eukaryota; Metazoa; Mollusca; Cephalopoda; Sepiida; Sepiidae.
AUGAAUUUCGGUUAUUUAUUUCUUCUUGUUUUACUUUUUCUUUCUUUUUUUUUGUCAUUUUUGUUUUCUUUUUAUUUUAUUUUAUUUCAUUUUAUUUUUCUUUCCCUUUUAUUUUUCUUUCUUCCUUUACUUUUCUUUUUAUUUUCUUUUUCUUUUUGCUUUUCUUUUUUUCUUUCCCUUUUCUUUUUCUUUCUUUCUUUUCUAUUCUUUUUCUUUUCUUUUCUUUUUUCCUUUCUUUUCUAUUUCUUUUCUUUUUCUUUUUUUCCUUCCCUUUUGUUUUUCUUUCUUUUCUUUUCUUUUUCUUUUCUUUUUCUUUUCUUUCCUUUUUAUUUCUUUCUCUUUUCUUUUUCUUUUUGCUUUUCUUUUUCUUUCCCUUUUCUUUUUCUUUUUUUUAUUUUCUUUUCUUUUUCUUUUCUUUUCUUUUUCUUUUUCUUUUUCUUUUUUCUUUUCUUUUCUUUUUCUUUUUUCUUUCCCUUUUAUUUUUCUUUCUUCCUUUUCUUUUCUUUUUUCUUUUUCUUUUCUUUCUUCCUUUUCUUUUCCUUUUCUUUUUUCUUUUUUUUCUUUUUCUUCCUUUUUUCUUUGAUUUCUUCGUUUUAUCCCAUUUCUUUUUCUUUUUCUUCCUUUUUUCAUUCUUUUUUUUCUUUCGUUUUCAUUCACUUUCUUUAUUUUCCCUUUUCUUCACUUUUUCCUUUUUUCCUUUUCUUUUUCUCUUUUGCGCCUUCUUUCUUGUCAAUAGUUUAUUCUUUCGCUUGUUUUGGUUCGGAUUUAAAAUUCUCUUUCUUUUCCCACUUCUUUUUUUAUUCGUUUAUUUCUUCGUUUUCAUUCAUUUCCUUUUUUUCUUUUUCUCCGCAUUUUUCAUUCUUUCUUCGGUUUUUUUUCAUUGAUUCUUUCUUUCUUAAUCUCUUUCCCUUCCAUCAAAACCCAGUUUUCUCAUUUUUCUUUCUUUCACCUUCUUUUUUCUUUUUUCUUUUUCUUUCUUUUUUCUUUCUUUCUUUCUUUUAUCUUUCUUAUUCAUUCUUUUUCUUAAUCUCUUUCCUUCCAUCAAAAACCCUCUUCUCAUUCGGAGAGCUGAGUUCCAGUUCUCAUUCGAUUAAUUUUCCUUCCCUUUCUUUCUUUCUUUCUUUCUUUCUUUUCUUUCUUUCUUUCUUUCUUUUACUGAGUUCCAGUUCUCAUUCGAUUAAUUUUCCUUACCUUCUUUCUUUCUUUCUUUCUUUCUUUCUUUCUUUCUUUCUUUCUUUCUAUCUUUCUUUCUUUUAUUCUCAUUCGAUUAAUUUUCCUUACCUUCUUUCUUUCUUUCUUUCUUUCUUUCUUUCUUUUAUUCUCAUUCGAUUAAUUUUCCUUACCUUCUUUCUUUCUUUCUUUCUUUCUUUCUUUCUUUCUUUCUUUCUUUUUUUAGUCUUUCUUAUUCAUUCUUUUUUCUUAAUCUCUUUCCCUUCCAUCAAAACCCUCUUCUCAUUCGGAGAGCUGAGUUCCAUCUUUCUUAUUCAUUCUUUUUUCUUAAUCUCUUUCCCUUCCAUCAAAACCCUCUUCUCAUUCGUAGAACUGAGUUCCAGUUCUCAUUCGAUUAAUUUUCCUUCCCUUCUUUCUUUCUUUCUUUCUUUCUUUCUUUCUUUCUUUCUUUUUUUCUUUCUUAUUCAUUCUUUUUUCUUAAUCUCUUUUCCUUCCAUCAAAACCCUCUUCUCAUUCGGAGAACUGAGUUCCAUUCUCAUUCGAUUAAUUUUCCUUCCCUUCUUUCUUUCUUUCUUUCUUUCUUUCUUUCUUUCUUUCUUUUUUAUUCUUAUUCAUUCUUUUUUCUUAAUCUCUUUCCCUUCCAUCAAAACCCUCUUCUCAUUCGGAGAACUGAGUUCCAGUUCUCAUUCGAUUAAUUUUCCUUCCCUUGUUUCUUUCUUUCUUUCUUUCUUUUUUUCUUUCUUUCUUUCUUUCUUUCUUUUAGUCUUUCUUAUUCAUUCUUUUUUCUUAAUCUCUUUCCCUUCCAUCAAAACCCUCUUCUCAUUCGGAGAGCUGAGUUCCAUCUUUCUUAUUCAUUCUUUUUUCUUAAUCUCUUUCCCUUCCAUCAAAACCUUCUUCUCAUUCGGAGAGCUGAGUUCCAGUUCUCAUUCGAUUAAUUUUCCUUCCUUCUUUCUUUCUUUUUCUUUCUUUUUUCUUUCUUUUAGUCUUUCUUAUUCAUUCUUUUUUCUUAAUCUCUUUCCCUUCCAUCAAAACCCUCUUCUCAUUCGGAGAACUGAGUUCAUUCUCAUUCGAUUAAUUUUCCUUCCCUUCUUUCUUUCUUUCUUUCUUUCUUUCUUUUCUUUCUUUCUUUCUGUCUUUCUUUUAGUCUUCCUUAUUCAUUCUUUUUUCUUAAUUUCUUUCCCUUCCAUCAAAACCCUCUUCUCAUUCGGAGAGCUGAGUUCCAGUUCUCAUUCGAUUAAUUUUCCUUCCCUUCUUUCUUUCUUUCUUUCUUUCUUUCUUUCUUUCUUUCUUUCUUUCUUUUAG